Pocillopora meandrina is the source of this 1663-nucleotide messenger RNA. The record is from the annotation of a GenBank genome assembly. NCBI's taxonomy places the organism in Eukaryota, Metazoa, Cnidaria, Anthozoa, Scleractinia, Pocilloporidae.
AUGAGUGAUUUAAACAGCCGUGGAUUGGCAGAGGUAUUUUGUUUGCAAUGUUAAAAUGUCAAAUAGUCUGAAUUGUGGCUCUUAAAAAUGUGGGCACUCUAUAUAGGCCCCCAUGAUUAACGAGCUUUGUCUUUAUCUUGAUAGAGACUAAGUUUUGUGUAGGAUUAAGCUUACAUUUGAUAAUUUUACAAUCAUUUGACGUUUCAUUUGCACAGUUCCUUGUUGGCUCAGAAGACUUUGACAUGAGAGUGUUUAAAGAUGAUGAGAUGAUUACAGAGAUGACUGGAACUGAGGUUGGUGCAUCUAGCUUUUUUGAAGAAUUUAUUAUUUAUUUUACAUCCAGGUAAAAAUUGAUACUGAAUUUGCUUUUCUAGCUUUCAGGUCUUAAAUUCAGAACUGCAAUUGGGGCUCAUAUUUGAGGAAUUGCGUUUAGGCUCUCAGUUGAAGUGCACUGUGCAGGCUUUUAGUUGAUGUUGCGAGUUCAUGUUCUGAGGUCAUGUUCCAAGGUCAUGUACCAAGGCCAUGGUCCAAGGUCAUGCUCUGCUUUCACAUUCCACGGUGAUGUUCCAAGGCCAUGGUCCAAGGUCAUCAUCUGCUUUUGUGUUCCACGGUCAUGCUCCCUGGACACGUAUGGCGGUAAUGGUGCGAGGUCAUGGUCGGAGGUCAUGUUGCGAGGUCAUGUUCCCAGGCCAUGGUCCAAAGUCAUGCUUCACUGUCAUGUUCCAUGGUCAUGUUGCGUGGUCAUGUACACCAGUAAUGGUCUGCGGUGAUAGUCCAAAGUCAUGUUCUGAGGCCAUAGGUAAAGGUCAUGCUCUGCUAUCAUGUUCCCUGGUCAUGUUCCAUGGUCAUGUAAAGCGGUAAUUGUCCGAGGUCAUGGUACAAGGUCUUGUUGUGAGGUCAUGUCCUGAGGUCAUGUGCCAAGGUGAUGUUUUGAGGCUAUGUUCCGAGGUCAUGUUCAGAGUUGCAAGAAAUGGCUUGUCAUGACACUGAAAGUGGCAUUUUGAACAUGAACUGAGAAGUUUGUGCCCCUGAACACCACGGGAUGUGAUUUGCUUCUUGUUGGGACACCUGCAAACUUCUUGGCCUCCAAUGUGGAGAAGAAUUCUGACCUUUUUUAUGAAGAUGUAAGUGACAGCAAGGCCAUUUGGUAGACAAGAGAAAGAACAUUAUAAAAUGAUGCAGAAUAUCUGCUGGUCACAUUGUGAUAGGGUUUCAUAAAAGCACUCCUCCUGAAUUACUUUUCUGAAAGUAGUUUUAAGGGUUAAAAAGAGUGCCCUUUCCUUUAGAAAAUCAGGUUAACAGCACUCUCUUCCCCUUUGAAUAGGUAUCCCUUCCAUCUCCUCAACCAUACCCUGAGUUUAUUUAACUGCAAUAAACUCUAAUGUUAAGAAAACUUGAAGAACUGCCAGUAAAAAGUAAAAAACAACUUGGUAUUGUAGCCAAAAAUUUUGUAAGUUAAAAAAAGGAUAGAAAUGAAAAGUGCAUUAUGUAGUGAAAUGAAAAGGUCGGUUAGUACCAGGUGCAGUGUACAACCAUUACCAGGAGUUAAAAGUUAAUUUCAAUGGUGCAAGUUCCUCUCCCUGUCAAUUAUCUUUAGACUGCAGAUGGAGCAAAUGCAAUUGUGACAGGCAGACUUGGAUCUCUUGAGAAUCCUUUGGAAUAG